AUGCAUUCCAACACCGCCGUUACCAUCCUGAUCGCCCUCGCUGGCAUCGGCUCCGUCUCUGCAGAGGGCAUCAACUGCGAAGGCGCAGCUGGUUGCAGUUUUGCAGGCACUGGGAUUGCAAAGCAGCUCCAGACAUACAUCGACUCCGCGAGCGACAGUACUUGGUUCAACAAUGGACAGCAAAUCGCCUGCUCCAACGGCAUUUGUGCAUUCUUUCAAGGAACUGGCGGAGGCUGGGGGAGCGAUGCUAAGAGAUUGGCUGCCGAUAGCUGCGUAGACAAGGUGCUGACGAAUGAACUAGUUGUUGGCCACGGAGGCUUGGAAAUUUCGGAGCGGUUGACAGGUCGUCUCUUGGAUAUUGUUAUGGUCUGA
Trichoderma aggressivum f. europaeum is the source of this 372-nucleotide messenger RNA. RefSeq lists its product as uncharacterized. NCBI's taxonomy places the organism in Eukaryota, Fungi, Ascomycota, Sordariomycetes, Hypocreales, Hypocreaceae. The record is from RefSeq and is a predicted model, not a curated record. The transcript has 4 exons. Bases 1 to 372 code for a protein of 123 amino acids. Gene Ontology annotation, cellular component: extracellular region.